Molecule: messenger RNA, 195 nt
Organism: Nezara viridula (southern green stink bug)
Lineage: Eukaryota; Metazoa; Arthropoda; Insecta; Hemiptera; Pentatomidae
Source: the annotation of a GenBank genome assembly
AUGAUAGUCAUUAUUUUUUGGAAAUUCCAAUUUCUUGACCCUAACAAUAAUAUUCCAAGUCUGCGAGCAGAUUUAGCGGAAAAGAUUUAUUCUAAGCUUACUGAAUUUUCUUAUUGUACGUUUUCUAAUAUGGUCAUUUUAGGUCGCAAACACUGUAGAAACAUCCGACAAAAGAAGAGUUUAGAUGGUUUUUAG